Molecule: messenger RNA, 3264 nt
Organism: Pan troglodytes (chimpanzee)
Lineage: Eukaryota; Metazoa; Chordata; Mammalia; Primates; Hominidae
Gene: CALHM3
Product: calcium homeostasis modulator 3
Exons: 4
Coding region: 1803-2855 (350 amino acids)
Cellular component (GO): plasma membrane
Molecular function (GO): monoatomic cation channel activity
Source: RefSeq, a predicted model, not a curated record
AAACAAAAUAGAAAGACUGUGUGGUAGAUAGAGCUCCCUCUCCCCUCUCCCCUCUCCCCUCCCCCCUCUCCCCUCUCCCCUCUUUCCACGGUCUCCCUCUGAUGCCGAGCCGAAGCUGGACGGUACUGCUGCCAUCUCAGCUCACUGCAACCUCCCUGCCCGAUUCUCCUGCCUCAGCCUGCCGAGUGCCUGCGAUUGCAGGCGCGCGCCGCCACGCCUGACUGGUUUUCGUAUUUUUUUUUGGUGGAGACGGGGUUUCGAUGUGUCGGCUGGGCUGGUCUCCAGCUCCUAACCGCGAGUGAUCCGCCAGCCUCGGCCUCCCGAGGUGCCGGGAUUGCAGACGGAGUCUCGUUAACUCAGUGCUCAAUGGCGCCCAGGCUGGAGUGCAGUGGCGUGAUCUCGGCUCGCUACAACCACCUCCCAGCCGCCUGCCUUGGCCUCCCUAAGUGCCGAGAUUGCAGCCUCUGCCUGGCAGCCACCCCGUCUGGGAAGUGAGGAACGUCUCCGCCUGACCGCCCAUCGUCUCGGAUGUGAGGAGCCCCUCUGCCUGGCUGCCCAGUCUGGAAAGUGAGGAGCGUCUCUGCCCGGCCGCCAUCCCAUCUAGGAAGUGAGGAGCGCCUCUUCCCGGCCGCCAUCACAUCUGGGAAGUGAGGAGCGUCUCUGCCCGGCCGCCCAUCGUCUGAGAUGUGGGGAGCACCUCUGCCCUGCUGCCCCGUCCAGGAUGUGAGGAGCGUCUCUGCCCGGCCGCCCUGUCUGAGAAGUGAGGAGACCCUCUGCCUGGCAACCGCCCCGUCUGAGAAGUGAGGAGCCCCUCCACCCGGCAGCCACCCCGUCUGAGAAGUUUCAGGGGUCCCUCAAACAUCUGGGCUGUCAUCCUUCGGAGAGACUGGAACUGAGACACAAGGAGAGACCUAGUGAUGUGGGAGAGUUAGGAGAAGAAGCAGUGAUUUCAAAUGCAUGCCCCUCACACGGAAGAAGGGCAGGGGGAAAGCCAUGCAGGUGUGGGCGUGGCACUUGAGCAGCCUCUCCCAUGGGCACCCAGUGGUUAAUGCACAAUGUUUAGCACGUCUCCCAGGGAGGCCAUCCCCUUCCGCUACCCCUUUCAUGGCAAAUGCUGAAACAUCGUUGAAGACUCCUCUCAAGGGUCUCCUCUUCCAGGAAGCCUUCGGUCAGGAAUAGGUGCCCCUUCUGGCUCCUCCUAGCCUGAAAGCCAACAUGAAAUCUCCCUGGGCUGAGCUGAGUCAUCAUAUUUUGUUGUUGUUGCUGUUGUUUUACUAUGCCUCUGAGACAAGUUCAAAGUCAUGCUUUUGAUCAAGACCAGAAAAUAUACUACUUUGGCUCCAUCAGCAUCUUUGCCUCACCACACCCAGAAUUUGCCUGUCCCCCGAAGGAAGCUCCAACAGCUGUCAAGCCUGAGCAUCCAGACCGUAAAGCAAAGAGAAAUGGGCCGGGAGGAAUGGAGUGACAGGGUGGGGCCCAUUUGCCUAGAGGUGCUUUGGGCUGCCUGGUCACAGAGGGUGACUCACUCCCCCAGACAGGAGGGGAGUGGCACCAGGGGACCAUUGGGCUGGGCAGGGGAGCCUUUGUGGUGAGAGCCUGUCCCUGCCUUAAGUGCCUACUGGACCCCGGGAGCCUGGGCUGGGGCCUGGGUACUGCUUCCUCCUUGGCCCCUCAGGCCCUUGGAAGCAGAGAGAGAACCUCUUGCAGAUCCCAGGCUCGUCCCCAGCACAGCAGACACCAGGAAGGUGGCCAGAGCCUCACUGAGCCGAACCGACGGCUGCCCACCCACCCAGGCUGGAGCCAUGGAUAAAUUCCGCAUGCUCUUCCAGCACUUCCAGUCAAGCUCGGAGUCGGUGAUGAAUGGCAUCUGCCUGCUGCUGGCUGCGGUCACCGUCAAGCUGUACUCCUCCUUUGACUUCAACUGUCCCUGCCUGGUGCACUACAAUGCGCUCUACGGCCUGGGCCUGCUGCUCACGCCCCCGCUCGCCCUGUUUCUCUGCGGCCUCCUCGCCAACCGGCAGUCUGUGGUGAUGGUCGAGGAGUGGCGCCGGCCCGCAGGGCACCGGAGGAAGGACGCAGGCAUCAUCAGGUACAUGUGCUCCUCUGUGCUGCAGAGGGCGCUGGCCGCCCCCCUGGUCUGGAUCCUGCUGGCCCUCCUUGACGGGAAGUGCUUCGUGUGUGCCUUCAGCAGCUCUGUGGACCCUGAGAAGUUUCUGGACUUUGCCAACAUGACCCCCAGCCAGGUACAGCUCUUCCUGGCCAAGGUUCCCUGCAAGGAGGAUGAGCUGGUCAGGGAUAGCCCUGCUCGGAAGGCAGUGUCUCGCUACCUGCGGUGCCUGUCACAGGCCAUCGGCUGGAGCGUCACCCUGCUGCUGAUCAUCGCGGCCUUCCUGGCCCGCUGCCUGAGGCCCUGCUUCGACCAGACAGUCUUCCUGCAGCGCAGAUACUGGAGCAACUACGUGGACCUGGAGCAGAAGCUCUUCGACGAGACCUGCUGUGAGCAUGCGCGGGACUUCGCGCACCGCUGCGUGCUGCACUUCUUUGCCAGCAUGCAGAGUGAGCUGCAGGCGCGGGGGCUGCGCCGGGACAAUGCAGGCAGGAGACUCGAGCUCCCCGCAGUGCCUGAGCCCCCCGCAGUGCCUGAGCCCCCAGAAGGCCUGGACAGUGGAAGUGGGAAGGCCCACCUGCGCGCAAUCUCCAGCCGGGAGCAGGUGGACCGCCUCCUAAGCACCUGGUACUCCAGCAAGCCGCCGCUGGACCUCGCUGCAUCCCCCGGGCUCUGCGGGGGUGGCCUUAGCCACCGCGCCCCUACCUUGGCACUGGGCACGAGGCUGUCACAACACACCGACGUGUAGGGUCCUGGCCAGGCUUGAAGCGGCAGUGUUCGCAGGUGAAAUGCCGCGCUGACAAAGUUCUGGAGUCUUUCCAGGCCGUGGGGACCCCACGGCAGGCACCCUAAGUCUUGUUAGCCUCCUUUUUAAAGUAGCCCAAUCUCUGCCUAGUUUCUGGGUGUGGCCUCCAGCGCGCUUCACAAACUUUAAUGUGGACUCGGUUCACCGAGGGCCUUGUUAAAUACAGGUUCAGACAGUGUAGCCAGGACCGAGUCUGAGAUUCUGCAUUUUAAACAAGCUCCUGGAGGCUGAUGUGCUUUUGGUCAGUGAACCAAACUUUGAGUAGCAAGAAUCUAAGUAAAUCUGCCAUGGGUUCUGGGUUCUAGAUGUCAAUUCUAAAUAAUAAUAAUGACCUUAGUCUGCUGCCUCGAUA